AUGACACGUGCUGAAACAAGCUCUGACUUUAUAAACUCUGAUACAUACUUUCUUCCUCAUCAUGCUGUUAUCAAGAAUGAUAGUGUUUCUACAAAACUCAGAGUUGUUUUCGAUGGUUCAUGUAAGCCACCUGAUUCACAUUCCUUGAAUUCUAUCUUGGCUGUUGGUCAAACAGUGCAACCAGCUUUAUUUUCUAUUCUCAUGAGGUUUCGUAUGAAUAGAAUAGCAUUUUCAGCAGAUAUUCAACAGAUGUAUCGGCAAAUUCUUGUUGAUUUUGCGGAUCAAGAUCUACAGAGAAUUGUUUGGAGGGAAUCGGAGAGUUCUCCAAUUAGUGAAUUUCGAUUAUGUACUCUUACCUAUGGUACUUCGGCAGCACCAUUUUUAGCGGCGCGAGUGUUGCAUCAAAUUGGUUUAGACAUUGAAAACGAAGAUCCUACUGUAUCAUCUAUAAUUAAGAAUUCUUUCUACAUUGAUGACUUAAUGUCAGGUUCAAAUUCGAACGAAGAAGCUAUUGCAACAAUCAAAACACUUUCUGAAGUUUUGGAGGCUAGAGGAUUUCAUUUGAGAAAAUGGCGAUCUAAUUCUCCACAAGUACUGUCUGAUUCUUUGCCUACUUCACCCAAAGAAGUUCAAAAUUUAGAGAUUCAUCCAGAUGAGUGCUCUAAAGCUUUAGGUCUCACAUGGGACUCCUUAAACGACUGCUUUGUUUUUAAAGUUAAUUUCAAAUUUGAAGAUAAUAUUACAAAACGAACAUUUUUAUCGCAAUCAGCUAAGUUAUUUGAUCCUCUUGGGUUUUUAUCACCAUGCACUAUUUCUAUCAAAAUAUUUUAUCAGCAGUUAUGGCUUUUGAAAUUGGACUGGGAUAGUCCUCUGCCUCAAGAACUUGCUACCAAAUGGGAAGCUUUUCAAAGGAACUUUGAGCAAGUGUGCUACAUUCGCAUUCCGAGAUGGAUUCAAACAACUAAUAAGAACAUUAUUCUUCAUGGUUUUUGUGACGCCUCAGAAUGUGCUUAUGCUGCUGUCAUCUAUGCAGUGCAGCCUCGUUCUGAUGAGGAGUCGGAAGUAAUUAUUUUGACAUCUAAAAGCAAGGUUGCUCCACUGAAGUCUGUUUCAAUUCCCAGACUUGAAUUAAAUGGUGCUCUGUUACUAGCAAGAUUGUAUUCUUCGACAAAGAGCAUAUUUUCAGACUGUGAUAUCUCAUUCCAUGCAUGGACAGAUUUUCAAGUCGUUUUAACCUGGCUGUCGUCUCCUCCUCGUAAUUGGAAACCUUAUGUUUCUAACAGAACUUCUGAAAUUUUAGACUUAGUACCGGUUAAAAGUUGGUCGUUCGUCCCAACGAUGGAAAAUCCGGCAGAUAUUGUGUCCAGAGGAUUAGCUCCUAAAUAUUUUCCGGAUUGCACAAUUUGGUGGGAAGGACCUUCGUGGCUAAAAUUAACUGAAGAAAGCUGGCCUAAUCAACUACAUAGAGCUGAAAAUUCAGAAACUGUCUUGAAGGAGAAAAAGAACUUUAAAUUUAGUUUCAAUACUUCUGUUAAUUGUAGUAUCAUUGAUAACUUAUUUCAGAAAUUUUCUUCAUUUUCUAAAAUUAUUGAUAUAUUAGCAUUUUGUUUUAGGUUUAUCUCAAAUUGUAGAAUGAGAAAUCGUAAGCGAAAACCAGGUAUUUUGAGCAAUGAUAAGCCAUUGCCACUGACUACAUCUGAAAGAAAGCAGGCAGGUAAAGUGGUAAUUUCUUAUAUUCAAUCUGCGUACUUUAGCGAUGAAAUUAAUUGCAACAAGAAUGACAAGUCUCUACCAUGUAAAAGUUUAUUGCUAAGUUUAUGCCCAUUUAUUGAUAAAGAUGGCUUGAUUAGGGUGGGAGGAAGGUUGCAAAAUUCGCAGCUGCCUUUUAGUGCUAAACACCCAAUUAUUUUACCAGCUCAGCAUAAAAUUAGUUCAUUAUUAGUUAAACAUUUUCAUAUGUUACAUUUUCAUGCUAGUACUACUUUAUUACUAGGUAUUUUGCGCCAACAAUAUUGGAUUAUAGGUGCUAGAAAAAUUAGUAAAAAAUGUAUUCAUAACUCCGUUAUUUGUUGUAGAUAUAGAUAUUCUGUUUCAAAACAAAUAAUGGGUAAUCUUCCUGUAGAUAGAGUUACUCUUACUAAACCGUUUUCAGUGUGUGGGGUAGAUUAUGCUGGCCCAGUUAGUAUUUUGAAGCAUAGAGGUAGGGGUGCCAAAACUACUAAAGGUUACAUAGCGCUAUUUGUUUGUUUUGCCACCAAGGCUCUACAUUUAGAGUUAGUUAGUGAUAUGACAUCUGAAACUUUUAUUGCUGCUUUGCGCAGAUUUUGUUCUCGAAGAGGAGCUCCAAAGCACAUCCAUUCUGAUAAUGGGGAUAUAGUCCUUAUAAGAGAGGACAACGUUCCUCCUUCUAUUUGGCCAUUGGGUAAAAUAAUUGCUACCCAUUCAGGUAAGGAUGGUGUGGAAAUCAUUAAAUAUUUCCUUACGAGGUUUACUGAUUGGACGGAUAAGUAUAAACCUGAUGACUUUGGUGCUAUCAAUCCAUUAAAGUUUGAUUCGACUUCUAAAUUGUCUGCUAUCCCGUUACCUAAAUUCAGUGGUAAGAUAGAAGAAUUUGCUAACUUUAAGGUUCAGUUUCAAUCUAUGUCUUCUGCUAAUGAAAACAUUGCAGAAACUCAAAAAUUGUUCUAUUUAAAAGCUGCCUCACAAGGCGAAGCAAAAAUGUUAGAAACUAGUGAAGACACGUUUAAAUCCUUGUUUACUGCAUUGGAGCCUAGAUAUGAAAACAAACGCAUAAUUUUGGUUCUUCACAUUCAGGAAACAUUGGGAUUAUAA
Messenger RNA from Uloborus diversus, 2832 nucleotides. RefSeq lists its product as uncharacterized. Lineage: Eukaryota; Metazoa; Arthropoda; Arachnida; Araneae; Uloboridae. Bases 1 to 2832 code for a protein of 943 amino acids. The record is from RefSeq and is a predicted model, not a curated record. Gene Ontology annotation, molecular function: nucleic acid binding. The transcript is spliced from 3 exons.